Molecule: messenger RNA, 864 nt
Organism: Phytophthora sojae
Lineage: Eukaryota; Oomycota; Peronosporomycetes; Peronosporales; Peronosporaceae
Exons: 1
Coding region: 1-864 (287 amino acids)
Source: RefSeq, a predicted model, not a curated record
AUGCGGCUCCACCACGUUGUGCUUAUCGCGGUUGCUGCCCUCAUUAACAGUGCCGGGGCUCUCUCGUCAGCUACCGACUCCGACUUGGCACUUCCACUCGCUGGGGCGCAAGACGUUGCUGCCAACAGGCUCCUGAGGGCGGAUGGGGACGACGAAGAGAGGGCGUUCAACAUCAAGACCAUCCCCGGCCUCGACAAGAUCAAGUCCAUCCCUGGCGUCGAGAAGUUCGCGGGUCUGUUCAAGACCAAGAUCACCCCCGGAACGCUGCUGAAGUGGGCCAAGAAGGGGAAAUCCCCAGACAAGGUCUUCACCACGUACAAUCUGGACAAGACCGGCACCAAGCUCUUCGAGAGCCCGGACUUCAAGAUCUGGUACACGUACACGGCCCUGGUCACGAAGACGGACCCGGAGAAGGCGAUCCUCACGUCACUCAUUGGCCGCUACGGCGAGGUCACUCUGUCGUCGAUGCUGGAAGGAGCUCUGAGACUGCCAGGCAUGAAGGAUGUCGCGACUACGCUGCAGAAGAAGCUAAUGCAGACGUGGAAGGAUGUGGGGAUGAAUGCCGACGACGCGUUCAAGUACCUCAAGUUGCACAUGAAUGUCGAUGACGUUCUGACCAACCCGAACUUGAACGCCUGGACUAGAUACGUGGACGACUUCACGGUGAAGAGGAAAACGGACACCCCCUUGAUUGAUGUGUUGAGAGCUAAUUAUGACGACGCUGCGCUGCUCAAGAUGUUCAAUGCGGCGAAGGGCAACCCGCAGUCCAAGAGGAUGGCUACCAACCUGGAGGCCGCUCUGGUUAGCAAGCUGAGACUCCAAAGGAUGAGGGCUGAAAUGCUGAGGCACGCGGCAGGAAACUAG